AUGGACGAGCAAAGGCUGAAACGUUCUGCUUCCCUAACGAAUUUAUCUGAUCCGGAAGUCAAGGAGGUUAAAGAGGAACCGAUUGAAGAAAACGAUGAAGAAGUUCUCAUUAAUAAAAUAGGCGAAAUUGAUAAUGUUCCUCUCGUCUUCUCACCCAUCGGAGAGAGGUAUAACACUCUCAGGUAUUUGGAAGAAAAAAAGCCAACUGCUGUCAUCUUAUACAACUCUGAUCUAUCGUUGAUCAGACAGCUUGAGAUUUACAAAGCACUGAAUGAUAAACUUCACUUUGUUGUCCAUCAAGUGCAAUACUCCAAUUCUACGGAAGAAGAGCGUUAUUUGACGGCUGUUAACAAUGAAACUAGAGCAUUUGAGUCGAUCCUCAGAGAGAAAGCUACUUUACUCAUUCCUCGUACUUGGGAUGUCACUAGAGACGAACCUCCUACCCUGAAUGUGAACACCAGAGAUCUAGGAGCGCCAGUUCCUGAAGGAGUUCCAGCAAGACCUCUGAUCGUUGUGGAUAUGAGAGAGUUUAACAGUGAGCUUCCAACAAUUCUCUAUAAAAAAGGAUUUGAAGUGGCGGCUGCCACACUUGAGAUUGGUGAUUAUGUUUUGACUCCCGGUGUAUCAGUUGAGAGAAAAGCUCUGGAUGAUUUGACUCAAUCGUUACAGUCUGGAAGAGUUUUCAAGCAAAUUGAACAGAUGUUAGAACAUUACCCCAACACAUUCUUGUUGAUUGAGUCGAAUAGGAAGUUUGAAGCUAAGAUUGUAAAUGGAGGGCCUUUCCAGGGGGAACUGACUCGAUAUUGUCGGGACAUUCGUGCUUUACUAUGCUCUUUGGUAAGAGCUCAACCCAAAAUGAAACUCUUGUGGUCGAUCUCACCAGAGAACACUGCUGAAUACUUUGCCGAGUUGAAAAUCUCGAGGGAUCAACCAGAUGUUGAGAAAGCCGUCUCGCUGAGGUCAGGAGAUGCACCUGCACCUACUGAAUCAGGUCCCAAAGAUUCGAAGAAGAAGAGUAAGCCAAAUGCCCAAAUUCUCAGGAGUUUAUCGAGCAGCUUGGAAGGAGUAGCGAAAGGCGAUGUAACUUCGAUAAUGUUGAACAACGAGGUGACGUGUUUGAAAGAUCUCUUUACUUUCUCUUCCCAAAAAUUACAUUCAACGAUUGGAACACAUGCGGACAAACUGUACAACUUGGCUCAUUUCGAUUUCAGUCAGUCCUCAACUUAA
This is a messenger RNA of Auanema sp. JU1783, 1227 nucleotides long. The record is from the annotation of a GenBank genome assembly. Lineage: Eukaryota; Metazoa; Nematoda; Chromadorea; Rhabditida; Rhabditidae.